Symbiodinium sp. CCMP2592 is the source of this 5199-nucleotide messenger RNA. Lineage: Eukaryota; Dinophyceae; Suessiales; Symbiodiniaceae. The record is from the annotation of a GenBank genome assembly.
AUGGAGCCUUUGGGUGUGGGCACUUCUGCCAGGUCAUAUCUUCGCCAGGUGGAGGCCUGGCGCAGGCUCACGUUUCUUCCCGCUCAUCAGCAAGGCCUGGUACUCUACCGCCAUUUGGCCGGGAAGGCCUGGGUGGCAGCCGAAGAGCUCAACGUGGACGCUCUUGGGCGAGAUGACGGAGUCCAUUACCUGAUGAGCUGGCUUCGCAACCGCUACCUUGAUUUGGAGGUGACCAGAAUCGGCAAGGCCCUCUCGGAGAUGUUCCGGAAACUUCGAAGGAAGCAGGGGCAGUCGAUCAGGGACUCCAACGCCGAAUAUGACCGACUACACGCCAGGCUCAAGGAGGUCGGCUGCAUGCUCCCUGAAGAGUGCUCUGCCUGGUUGUAUGUUGACCGUCUUCAACUCGAGGAGGGGGCCGAGUUGAACCUUUUGGCCAGUGUUGGGAACAUCUACUCCCUUGCGAAGCUGCAGAAGGCCGCGAUCAUCCAAGACCGCGCCCUCAGGAAACCCUGGGAGACCGGCGGUAAAGGGAAUCGGAAGCCCUACACCGCCCACAUGACGGAGACUGCCGAUGACGAUGAGGACGGCGAUCACGACCUUGGCGGCCACGACGAGGACGAGGCGAUCCCCGAGGAGGUCGCCGUGGCGUACAUGACCUACCAGUCGGCCAAGAAUAAGUACAAGGAGUUCAGCAAGGCUCGCGGGUUUCGCGGCGACAUUGGCAGCAGUGGCAAUGGGAACGGCAAACCGCCGGAUGGAGAAGAUCAACCUGCUGGGAAGUCUCGCGACGACAAGCUUCGACAGAUCAAAGCGCGCUCCUUUUGCGCGGGGUGCGGGCGAAAAGGACAUUGGCACAAGGAUGAUGAGUGUCCCAACAAUGCCAACCGGAGCGGCAAUGGUGGGAACAAGUCAGGCGGGGCGGUGAAGGAGGUGUGCGUGAUCAUGCCCGCCGAGGUCAUGACCCUGAAGCACAUCACCGGCACACUCCACGGCAUCACCGAUACCGCUUGCGCCCGCACCGUUGCAGGGACACACUGGCUGCAAGAGUAUAUGGACCGUCUCGGUAGUGAUGUCGCCCAACCGGUCCUUACCAAGGAGUGCGAAGCUUACAAGUUCGGCACGGGGCGCAUUCACUACUCGACGUUCAAUGUGGUGCUUUCCUUUACCCUCGGUGACAAGCUCGUGCGACUCAGGACCUCAAUCAUCCCGGGAGACAUACCUUUGCUGCUCAGCAAGACUGCGCUCGGCAAGCUGGGCAUGAUUUACGAUGUCUCUGAGGGCUGCGCUGAUUUCACCAAGGUCGGGCUGAAACAGUACAAGCUGUUGGCCACUCCGUCUGGCCACCCUGCAAUCCCCAUCGAGCCAGCGAAGCCGGCAGGUGGAAGCGGUGCCCUGUUGCCGAUUGAGGACUUGAGCCUGGAGCCCCAUGUGCAAUACACGGUGCAUGCUGUCAGCGUUGCUGGAAGUAAUACCCGAACCCACUACAACCUCUACUAUGACAAGAAGCUCCCCCCAGAAGAUAAGCUCAUGCUCACUAGCCCACAGCUUUGUCGUGAGAGUUUUCUUGUCUGGUGGAAGCGCAAUGAGGUCAAUGGGGAGAUCCCGAUCAGCAAGAUGACGAAGCCUCAGCUCCUCUCGGAGUGUGUCCGCUUGGGGUUGACCGUGCAUCGCACGUGGAGCCCCGAAGAGAUCAAGGCGAUCAUUGUUCAACACCGGGAGGCCAUGAAGGAGACGGACGCGACGCUCAAGAUGAAGAAGAUCUCCGCGCUCACGCUCCCACAGCUGAAGGCGAAGGCCGACGAGCUCCAGGUGGCGUACGCGUCGAACAUCACCAAGGGCAACCUCCUUCGACUCGUCCGCGACUCCCUCAACACCCCGGACAACGAGCUGAUGAAGAUAGGAAAACACCGUGGGAUGGAGUUCCGCGAAGUCCCUUGGCAGUACGGGCGUUGGGCCAGCAACGAAGUGAAGACGAGCGGCAAUGCAGACCCCGAGCUAGUGAGGUUCGCCCGCUGGUGGGAUCAGAACGAGGAGAAGAAGAAGGGCGGCUACGUGAAGGAGCUGAACGAACCGUCCAGCGUGGCACCAAUGCCGACGGCGGACUCUUGGGGUCACAACGAGACGCGGACCGUGGCCCAGACGAUGGACCAGCUCCCGCAUCCACCGGCUGUCUCGACGUCGAGUUCCAAGUGGAGGCCGGCGGAGGACAACAAGGAGGCGAUGGACGACGAGAUCGACCAGGACACCUUGGCGGAGAUACAGAGGUUGGAGAUGAAGCUGGCAGUGCUCAAGGACAAGGACGUGCUCGAGGACAAAGGGCUCGUGAAGGCACUCGGCCAUCAACACAGCGUGCUGGUUGCAGAUCUCUCGCACCCGGGAGCCGUAUCGCGCCCCGAUCUUCCGCGAGGAGAGCAACUUGCAAAGGAAGCAUAUGAUAAUGGCCAGUUCACCUAUGCCGUCCUCCAGCACAUCCUUGAGAACUCCGAUCUCAGGGCCCGACGCAAUGAUCGCGGCGAUGCUUUCCCUGUCGACGACAAGGGCAAGCACGACUACUUCACCUUCGGCAUGUUCACGCAUGGUGGAGUCCAAGGCCUGACGAAGCUCACCAUCGAGAAGCCCCACCUUUGUCGCUACUUGAACGCCUUCGCCACCCGGAAGCUUGACAAAGGCAGCGCUUGGACGUCUGUCACCAUUGGACUGAAUGUGAGGGCCGGCGUCCACCACGACUAUAACAACCUUAGGGGCACCUCCAACUACACGUGCAGUUUUGGACAGACCAAUGGUGGCGAACUAUGGCUCGAAGACCGAGAUCUACAGGAGCGAGAUGUCGGUGGCGCAGGUGUGGUCUGGAAGCGCAAUCCUGGAGGAGCUUGGCUACCCGGACGUAUGACGAGCACCUUCGAGAACUUCGUGUCUUUCGAUCCGCAGCACAAGCAUGCAUCCGGAGAUUGGGAAGGGGAUCGUUGGAUAGCUACUUUCCACACCACCCGCGGGAUCCUCAAGGCCAACAAGGAUUGCACGAAGAUCCUCAGGCGAGUCGGUUUCCCUGUGCCCCACCUGCGGGGGAUUCCCGGAGAGCCUACAUCCAAGAGGCCCCGGAAGAGUACCAGGACGACUUUGGCGAACACCGCUGGGAAGCUGAGUGUCCUCCUUACCACUUUCCUGGCCGCGGCGACCUCCUUCAUUGCCGAGGCCCUUCCAGUCGUCGAGGCCGACCCCAUUGUGAUGUUCGAGAUUGGAGGAGUUGAGGGAACCUUCGAAGCGGCAGAGCUCGGCAAAGCAGUUAUUGAACAGAUGCCAUGGGGAAAUUACGACGAGGAGGACCGCCGCAUCGACGCCUACCACUUUGUCGUCGGCGCUACGCCGCGCCAACUGAGGAUCAACCUCUAUGGGAUGCCCGAGAGACAUGUGAAUUCGGUCGCUGCACUGGCGAAAGCGCAGAUCGAGACAGGAGGUGAGGUCGUCUUCAAAGGGGAAAUCAAUGAGCACAUCGCUCAACAGCUUGCCCAAGAAGGUCUUUGGCAAUUCGUUGAUCCAGAAGGAGUUCGUUGGGCAGGAUAUGGACGCCGAAAGCCAGGAACUCGCGAAGUUGACCUUGAUCUACGACCACAUCAUGUUUAUGUUCUUGGCGAAGGAGACGAACCCGGCGAACAUCAUCGAGAACCCCGCCACGACGGCAGUGCGAUCUCCUUCGAAGACGGCGUGAGCCCCUUGAUCCAGAGUUCCCUUCGGCGACUACACCAAAACCUUGGGCACCCAAAGAAGGACGAUCUUGUACGGCAUCUACGUUUGGCAGGAUGCGAAGAGGCAGUGCUGAAAGCAGCCAAAGGGAUGCGCUGUCAAGUUUGUGACAGCACUUCAGGACCGCGCAUAGCGCGCCCCAGCGCUACCCCAAGGAUGUACGACUUCAAUGACUGCGUCGGGGUAGACCUUUUACGUCACCAUGAUGUCGAUGACAAUCGCCAUACCUUCCUUUCGAUGGUCGAUUGGGGGACCUCCUACCACAUUGUGAUUCCCCUUGCAGGCUUUGACAACGAGGACAUCGAGAAGGUCUUCAACGACCACUGGGUCACUCCUUUCGGUCCGCCAAGGACUGUGUCCCUCGACCUUGACGGGGCUGUUCAGAAGGGCAUCUGUCGUCUUUGUGACUGGCAUGGGAUCGGGAUCAAGAACGUCGCGGCGCAAGCCCAUUGGCAGGCCGGCAUCACAGAACGGCAAGGUGUUUGGUGGAAGAACAUAUGGGACCGUGUCCGGCAUGAGCUCUCCAUCACACGUGAAGAGGUCGGCAUUGCAGCCAGUAUGGUCUCCAGCGCAAAGAAUGAACUACGGCGCCGCUGUGGACAUUCGCCCACGGAGUGGGUGUUUGGACGUCAUCCACGACUACCUGAAGGCCUGAUCGACCCCGACAGCGGUGAGAAGAUUACGUGGGACGUCUCACACGAGAGCCGGUACCAAAGAACAGUGGCGAUUCGCGCCGCCGCUCGUUUGGCAUUUCACCACUCUCAAGGAGACAGUCGCCUUCGAAAAGCACUACUACAACGUGCCAGGACUACAACCAGGCCGAUCGAGACCGGGGAGACCGUCCACUUUUGGGACCAACCCAAGAACAGAAGGCGAGGGCGCUGGGCAGGACCAGCAGUAGUCGUCGGGAGAGAAGGCAAUAACGACUGGAUCUCUCGAAAUGGGCGCUGCAGGCUGACAGCGCCAGAACACUUGAGGCCAUCCGGGCCUGAAGAAGUUGGAGAAUAUACCUACGCGUUCGAGGAGCUCAAGUCGAGGUGGAAAAGUUGCUCGAGAUGGACUUCGACGCAGAGGACACCUAUGACCCAGACCAACUCGCCCCAGAAGAAGACGACAUCGACCUGGAGUACGACUGUGCCGCCGCUGCAGAUGACCACCUCUCCGACUACGAGCCCUCCGACGACGAGAUCAUGGAACCUCCGGUACUACCACCUCCCAGGCCACCCGACAGGAGGCUCAAGCGCAAAACUCGACCCGCCGAUGCCGACGACGACCUGGAAGUUCACGAAGCCCUCUUCUCCAAGAAGGAACUCACGAAACGUGGCAUGGAGAAGAGGCAGGAGAAGGAGCUCAAGUGGUCUGAGAUACCGGCCAAUGCACGGGCCGACUUCAAGGCCGCUGAGGAAACUCAGUGGAAAGAGCAUCUUUCUUUUGAUGCUCUGGAGCCCCUUGACCUAG